AUGGAUGUUGAUAAAGACAUUGAAGUAGAUGUCAAAUUAUUUUUGGCUAAUUCUUUGCAGACGUUAAUAUUUCAAGAUGGAAAUUUGUCGUCUGGUUCUUUAGAUGCAUUAAUACAACAUAUUGUACCAACUUCAGAUUACUACCCUGAUAGAACGUAUAUAUUUGCUUUCUUGUUGAGUUCGCGGUUAUUUAUUCGUCCACAUAAUUUACUUGCUGAAGUCUGUCAGGUCUGUAUAUUUCAACAGAAUCUGGCACAAGACAGAAUAGACAAAGGCUCCCUGGGAAAGUUCGGACCACAUAUCGUUAAUUUAUUAAGUGAGUGGACAGAAUUAUUCCCCUAUGAUUUCCGAGAUGAAAGAAUGAAAACACAUCUGAAAGAUAUAACACAACGUAUUCUCAACAUCUAUCCUGAAUUAAGGAAAGAAGUGAGCACAGUCAUGCACAACUUACUGGCCAGAUUAUCAAAAUAUGAAGAAAUGUUGAGUAAAUUAAAUUCAGAAGCUCUGCAAAGUGCUCAAGCUCAACUUGUCCCUACUACUGAUAUAAUUGAAGUUUGUCCAUCACCUCUAGUCUUAGCCCAACAACUUACUCACAUAGAACUGGAACGACUAAGUAUGAUUGGCCCAGAAGAAUUUGUUCAAGCCUUCUGUAAAGAAGAGCUCACCUCAGAAACUACAUUCCGAGAUAUUAAGAAAACCAGUAAUUUGGAAUCUUAUGUUCAGUGGUUUAACCGACUGAGUUACCUCGUAGCCACAGAAAUUACCUCACAUUUAAAGAAAAAGAACCGAGUUAAAAUGAUAGAGUAUUUUAUUGAUGUGGCUAAAGAAUGUAUAAAUAUUGGAAAUUUCAACUCUUUAAUGGCUAUUAUAGCUGGUAUGAAUCUCAGUCCAGUCACAAGAUUAAAGAAAACUUGGGCCAAAGUUCACAAAGAUAAAUUUGAUAUUCUAGAGCAUCAAAUGAAUCCAUGGAAUAAUUUUGGAUGUUACCGAUCCUGUUUAAAAGCUGCUAUGUGGAGGUCACAAGGGGCUGUUGAAGAUCGAGAAAAGAUUGUGGUGCCAUUCUUCAGUUUGUUUGUUAAAGAUUUGUAUUUCCUCAAUGAAGGAUGUUCCAAUAAAAUAGAUGGCGGUCAUAUCAAUUUUGAGAAAUUCUGGCAAUUAGCCAAACAGAUCUCUGAAUUUAUCGCUUGGCAACAAGUUGAGUGUCCAUUUAAGAAAGAAAAUAAAACAUUACAUUAUGUAUUAACAUCACCAGUGUUCUCAGAAACCACACUGUCUUUAGCAUCAUUUGAAUGUGAACCACCAGAAAACAGUUUUGAUAAAGAACGACACAAGACACUCAAAUCGGAAGCUGGUUUAUGACUAUCUACAGAUCCAUGUUAUUUUUGGUGCUCAAGACUUAUAAAUACUGUAGGUAAAUCAGUAAGACCAUAGUGACUUUAAUAACUCAAUGGUUAUUCUUGCCUAAUAGUGCUUUAAAUUACAUGUGACAUGAAAAUAGUCAAUAAUGAUAUCAGAUGAAAGAGCUUUCUGAUCAUGGACACUUCAGCACCAUUUAUCAAGUGAGAAGAAAGAAAGUUUAGAAGAAAGAAAGGGAAUGAAUUUAAGCAGAACGAAGUAGUAAAUGGGAUAGGAAUGAAUUUGCUUGAUAAGAACCGUUUGCAGUCAGGAAUCAUGAAAGUACUGAAUCACAUACCCUCACUUCAAAGCUCAAAAUGUUAACUGACGUUAUAUGUAUGUCUUGCUGAAGCUGAAAAGUGAGCUUAAUUACAAGAGAAUGGAUUAGUAGGUUCUAAUGGUGUUUUAAUACUAAUGUAGUGCUAUAAGUGAAAGUUGCUAAUUGCACUUGCAACAGAUGACAAUAAAAACUUUAUAGUCCUAGCGAUGACUCUAAACUCUAUGCAUUAUAAAGUGCAAAUGUUCAAAUAAAUUGUAAAUAGAAACCCCAAAACUCUACUAAGAUUUUUGUUAGAUUGUUUUUCAUUUUCAUAAUCAUUUGUAUAUUUAUUCAUUUAAUUCAUGGAAUUGUACAUUUACUGAAUUUACUAUUAUAGAAAUAUCAUGGUACAUGAAAAGAAAUGUAUAAAUAAUUGCUGAGAAAUAUUUGUAAAUAUUCCUGCCAAGAAUAUCAUUUCACUUAAAAUUAUUAUUCAUUCAUUUCUUCAUAAAUAGGAUAAAUGUAUACGACAUUUUUUCAUAUUUCCGAAAAAAUAGAAUGCUUUUGUUAAAACUGUUUUGUUAAGAAUUAUAGGAAAAUGGCAUUUCUUUGAAACACUUAGUAAAUCAAGAAAUAUUUUUGUCAACGAUAUUUUUACCAGUAUUAAGAUAUGUGCUAGUCUUUGAAUUUCUAGCAUCAUGGCACAUAUUACAACAUCUAAUAGCACAGAAUCAUUUUCACCUUUAUUUAUAAAUCAUUCCCCAUACCGGUUCUUUAAAGCCUUAGUGAUAAUCCAAAGAAAUGUGCACUUGUUUGAGAAUAUGCACAAUUAUGAAGUUAUUUCUCUCAAUAUACUGUGAAACUUUCCUUGUACUACACAAUAUACUUGCAAUAAAACUGUAACUAUUACUGUUUAAACUAGUGCUGGGUAUUUGAUAUAUCAUGCCAUCACUUGGUAAAAAAUAUAAAACUUAUUGCAUUAUUUUCAUCUGAAUGCAGUGCUUUAACAUUUUUAACCUUUGACACUUUGUUCUAUUUCUCCUUGAAUUGUUUCUCUCUAUCCCAUUAUUUAUUAACAUAUUUAUAUUAUUACAAAAUAUGUAAAUAAAAUAACAUUAGAAAAAUUAAAUAAAACUUUAAAAUUUUUUUUCAG
Molecule: messenger RNA, 2807 nt
Organism: Lottia gigantea (owl limpet)
Lineage: Eukaryota; Metazoa; Mollusca; Gastropoda; Lottiidae
Exons: 14
Coding region: 1-1359 (452 amino acids)
Biological process (GO): Ras protein signal transduction; positive regulation of GTPase activity
Cellular component (GO): plasma membrane
Molecular function (GO): guanyl-nucleotide exchange factor activity
Source: RefSeq, a predicted model, not a curated record